Cydia splendana is the source of this 1868-nucleotide messenger RNA. RefSeq lists its product as uncharacterized. The record is from RefSeq and is a predicted model, not a curated record. Bases 45 to 1847 code for a protein of 600 amino acids. The transcript has 12 exons. NCBI's taxonomy places the organism in Eukaryota, Metazoa, Arthropoda, Insecta, Lepidoptera, Tortricidae.
GCAAAAACUAUACUAAUAUAAACUUAUAGCACUGAUAAGCCACAAUGUAUGGAUUGGUUAUCGCUUACAUAUUUUCUCUGUGUUUAUUUUUAACAAGAACCGAAUUAAAUUACACUAUAUAUCGUUCAGCGGAUGACCAACACUUGAAAGUGAAAUUUGACGGAUCGAUAGAGCUGUCUGGAUCGGACGAGCAGAACACAGUGUCGUACAAACUGGACUUCGGUGUUAUGAAUGAAGUUCAAAAUGUCAGUGCGAUGUCAGACAGAAACAGCGAUAUAAUGAGUGAAAAAGGAACUGAAGGAAGGACGUCGGAUAAUUCCGAAAUCAAGGGCUCUAAGAUCCUUGAUGGCAAUAUCAGUGGCGGGAAGUCCGAGAUGGUGAGGGAGAGGAAGAACAAUAAUAUUACCGAGUCAGCAAGAAUAGAAGACACAGACAGUUUAGACGAGAACAAUAGAGAGUUUUCGAAUCAUGGCAAUAUUGGCAAUGCUGAAAAAUCAUCGUCGGAGGGGGAAAGCAAUACUUCACCCAAAAGAUUAAGAGCAGCAUCAAACGAGACAUCAGAUUAUUCAGAAUAUCAGAUGGAUGACGACAGUGCAGAGAAUGGAGUGUCAAAUGAGGAACACGAUUCUGUGCCCACUUCAUUAACGACGGGAGUAAAGGAUAAACAAGCUAAGAUGUCCGGCCGUUUAGAGAAUUCGACAUUGGAAGGAGGGAGCAAUGAGCCAUUAAGAGUUGGAAUAAAUGAUACAUCAGAUAUUACCGUAGCCCAGCCAUUUCAGGAAAAUAAUGUCGAGGAUGUCAACAACCCAGCGUUCGUCCCUACUGACCUUAAGCUCGACCUUACGACCACAGUCACCAGCUCGACCACGACCAAAUUCAAACGCCACAAGGUCCAAGACGAUGAGAGGAUACGAAAGUUUACGGGGCAUGUAUAUGAACAGGCUCUGAAGGUUUUCGAAUCAAUGAAAAAGAAAACGGAUCCUUACACGGGCACGAAGAUCGACGCGUUGGCCGAGACUUACAAGCAGAAAUUCACGGAUUUCGUGAAAAAUACCAGAAAUGUAGACAUUAGAACUGAACAGGGAACCCAGAACGUUAUAUUGCAUACCAUAGACACUUCUAACUUGAUAUUGGAGAGGAUUGCCAAUUUUCUAAAGACUGAUAUGCUUGGCGAAGGUACAAAUGCGUUGAGGCAAGGCGGCGCGUCUCGGCUCCAAAAAGAAGUGGACACGGUGAAAUCGCUGGAGCACCAGCAUGCGUGCAAAAUGUUUGGGAUCUGCCGUAGCGCUAACGGAUUCAGAGAUCAACUCCAAAACAUCAUAUCAACAAUCCUCUCUCUCCCAAACAACAAACUACUUCAAGCGAAUGACGCAGCUACAGAAAUACUAAAAAACGCCGACUUAUCAGCCUUCAUAUCAUCCUAUGCCACCCACCACCGACUCGACAAAGCAAUCAGAUCCUUAGAAAAUAUUGACGUCAGAACAUUGAGAAAUAACUUAGAACUAUUAUUCGGCGUUUUAAGCCAAUCGCACUUACCUCUAAUAGUCCACAAUGCUAAAUCUUUUGAAAAACAUUCGGUAAAACGAACGGUGUCUUUUCACGCUCUCUUAGAUGCUUUAGAAGACGCUUUGCCCCCUACUGAGGCUAAUAAGUCCGAGUGGGGGGACAUUGGGAAACGUUUGAAGAUGUGGAAAGAUGGGGGGGUGUUGGAUGUGCAGGAAACGAUGAAGAUUUUAUAUGAUAAUGUGAACAGGGGGGCGCAGAAGUAUAGAGAACGGUCGGAGAAGAUUAGAGAGCUGGUUGAAGAUGUCGCUGAAAGUGUUUUUGAUUAUGAUGAUGAUGAGUAAAUGUUGAUUUUGUUUUUUUUU